UAAGAAAUCAAUGGUGCAUUGUGGGAUGCAAAAUGGCUCAAUCGCGUUGUCAGCAGAGUAGCCAGCCAGUUAUCUCUUAUAGCCAUACAGUUACAUUUACAAAUAAGUACAGUCGAUAAAGUAUUGCUAAUCAUUGUUUAGAGAAUAUCACUUUGAUAAACAGCAACUUUUUAUUGCAUUCGCGUCUUUUGGUCGAGACAACAGCCACCAUGUCCAGCAAAGUAGACAACGUGAAAAGUGAGUCCAGUAUAAUAAGUUUUGAAAGAAAAAGUACCACUACUGAGUCUGCCACAAGAGGAAAUGACAGAAGAAGUACUGAGUCUGCCACAAGAAGAAAUGACAGAAGAAGUACUGAGUCUGCCACAAGAAGAAAUGACAGAAGAAGUACUGAGUCUGCCAAAAGAGGAAACGACAGAAGAAGUACUGAGUCUGCCACAAGAGGAAACGACAGAAGUACUGAGUCUGCCACAAGAGGAAAUGACAGAAGGAGUACUGAGUCUGCCACAAGAGGAAAUGACAGAAGAAGUACUGAGUCUGCCACAAGAGGAAAUGACAGAAGAAGUACUGAGUCUGCCACAAGAGGAAAUGACAGAAGAAGUACUGAGUCUGCCACAAGAGGAAAUGACAGAAGAAGUACUGAGUCUGCCACAAGAGGAAAUGACAGAAGAAGUACUGAGUCUGCCACAAGAGGAAAUGACAGAAGAAGUACUGAGUCUGCCACAAGAGGAAAUGACAGAAGGAGUACUGAGUCUGCACAAGAGAAAUGA
Molecule: messenger RNA, 767 nt
Organism: Oncorhynchus nerka (sockeye salmon)
Lineage: Eukaryota; Metazoa; Chordata; Actinopteri; Salmoniformes; Salmonidae
Exons: 2
Coding region: 210-767 (185 amino acids)
Source: RefSeq, a predicted model, not a curated record